AUGCCUCUCGAUAUCAACUCGUUACUCAACCCCGAGAAGGCCGUCAACCGGGAGACGGAGGCUCUCAUGAUGUUCACGGGCAUAUUUGAUGAAUUCAGAAAGACAUUUCCACGGCACAGUCAGAGAGAAGGCGAAUUGGCGUACAUGGCAGACGUCACGAUGCAUGUUUUCGAUGCCUUUAAGAAGUUCACCGACGACUACCUGACGAAAGAGCGCUUGGAAUCGACCGGUCACAAUCUCGUAGACCAGGCCUACCGCGCUAAUGGGUUCAACGACAUGGGCAUUCUGGAAUUCGCAAAAACUCAACACAAAAUGCUAAACAAUAUGAAGGAAGAAAUCAACAGCAGUGCGGGCAAUCUGAAGACCAUCAGAGAUCGUGCAGCUCCACCACACCAAAACAGAUAUCUUCCAGAGUACAGACAACACCCUAUGGCUUCAGACUCCAGCUCCAGGUCGUCAUUUUCCGUUUUAGGAUCAAGCUCGACAACAGGGUUCUCUGCGGUGGGAUCUCAAGCAUCAUUUUCUGAUAGCUCGCGCACCUACCAUCCAUCUGAUGGUGACAGGCGAUCAACCAGCCCGCCAUCUCCACAUGAUGAGGACGAAGAGGAGGAUGACGAUGUCUUGGAUGCGGACGACUCGGACGAGAGGAACCCAAAUCGUGUGGAUAUGGACUCUCUUCGACACAGAGGUAUGACGGCUGGGUCCCAUCUCUGA
Messenger RNA from Colletotrichum abscissum, 714 nucleotides. RefSeq lists its product as uncharacterized. The record is from RefSeq and is a predicted model, not a curated record. The transcript has 3 exons. The coding region runs from base 1 to 714 and encodes 237 amino acids. Lineage: Eukaryota; Fungi; Ascomycota; Sordariomycetes; Glomerellales; Glomerellaceae.